UUUCAGAUUUCGCUCCAGAGAAGAUCAGAGCUGAAGAUGCCUUGAAGUUAAGGUCUUCUCUUGAAGCGUAAAUACUGAAAUAUUUUGGCCUAAUUAUGUUCUUGCAAACUUUUAUUUACUUUUUUCGUUAAGAAAAUUGAAAUCAUUGCCGUGGUGAAAGGUUUGGUCUCAGUUUUUAUUUAUAAUAUGGUCAAAAGUGAUGUCUUAAUCACGGAUUUUGAUAUUCUACCAAACAUAACAAGCUAUUUUUGACACUUAUGUUGGCGCAUUCACAUGCAUAGCAGGGCUGUAAACGAGCUUGAGCGGCUUGUUCGAAUGGUUUCAA
Molecule: messenger RNA, 325 nt
Organism: Phalaenopsis equestris
Lineage: Eukaryota; Viridiplantae; Streptophyta; Magnoliopsida; Asparagales; Orchidaceae
Biological process (GO): regulation of DNA-templated transcription
Cellular component (GO): nucleus
Molecular function (GO): protein heterodimerization activity; DNA binding
Source: RefSeq, a predicted model, not a curated record